Messenger RNA from Brassica rapa (field mustard), 1028 nucleotides. RefSeq lists its product as uncharacterized. Gene Ontology annotation, biological process: proteolysis. Gene Ontology annotation, molecular function: ATP-dependent peptidase activity; metalloendopeptidase activity; ATP binding. The record is from RefSeq and is a predicted model, not a curated record. NCBI's taxonomy places the organism in Eukaryota, Viridiplantae, Streptophyta, Magnoliopsida, Brassicales, Brassicaceae.
UAUCCGAAUUUGUCCCAGGCCUAUACCUCUACCAUUUGCGCAACAUCCCCAUCAUCUUUGCCUGAACGACAAACCAAUAUGAGCUUCACCUCUCAUCUCCAAGCGACCAACCUCAUGGUGAUCGGAGCAAAAUCGCCGGUGGAUCGUCGCCGGAAAGCACUUGAGAGAGUGAAUAAAGAGCUCUCAAGAGGCAAGUACGAAACUGCACUCUCUCUCGUCAAGCAACUCAAGGGAAAACAUGGCUGCCUCUCUGCCUUCGCCUCUGCCAAAUUGCUUCCCAAGAAAUCACCAGUAAUAGAUACAUUGGGUGAGUUGAUCGAUUCAGUCUCCAGAAGCUUUGAAUCUGUUUCUGCUGAAGCGAAUUCAGUGAGAAAUUUUCAAGAGCACAAAGCUAUAACUUCUCCCUCUGAAGAAGAUUGGUUCGCUGUUGUUCAGCAUGAAUCAGGCCAUUUUCUGGUUGGUUAUUUGCUUGGAGUUCUUCCAAGACGCUAUGAAAUACCAAAUUUGGAAGCUAUGAGGGAUAAUGUAACUGGGAGAGUAGAAUUUGUGGGCUUCGAGUUCCUCAAACAAGUUGGUGCUGCAAACCAAUUUAUGAAAGAUGAUGUGGAUCUUUCGGUCUCUCAAGGCUAUAUAUCGUCCAAGACACUGAACAACUUCUCUUGUGUGAUACUUGGAGGAAUGGUAACAGAACAUAUGCUUUUCGGAUACUCGGAAGGUUUCUACUCCGAUGUUGUCAAGUUGAACAAUGUUCUGCAAUGGCGAGGGUUCACAGAAAUGGAAAAGGCGGCUCAUAUCAGAUGGGCUGCUUCCAACACUGUAUCUUUGUUACAUUCAUACAAUGAAGCAAGAGUUUCACUAGCAAAAGCAAUGGCCAAAGCCAAACCGAUUGGUGCUUGUAUUGAAGCCAUUGAAUCUGCAAUUUCUAGACAUUAUAUGUAAACUAAUUUUGUAUUCUUCCUAAUAACUUCAGCUUCCUUUUAAGAGACACUGUAUACAUUACCGGAUAUGCAAACACCCAAUUUAAACCA